Molecule: messenger RNA, 936 nt
Organism: Nerophis ophidion (straightnose pipefish)
Lineage: Eukaryota; Metazoa; Chordata; Actinopteri; Syngnathiformes; Syngnathidae
Product: LIM and SH3 domain protein 1-like
Exons: 7
Coding region: 165-821 (218 amino acids)
Cellular component (GO): focal adhesion
Molecular function (GO): actin filament binding
Source: RefSeq, a predicted model, not a curated record
ACGCUCGCUUCAAGCAGACUCCGCCCCCCCAACCCCCGUGACGUCACGCCUGCAUUAAAGCCACGCUCGCAGGAGGUCAGCUGACUUGUUGCGGCGUCGUCGUCGUCGUCAUCGUCAACUUUCUUCUUCUUCUCAACUUCUCAUCUUGUCCUGCGGGAGCGAGGAUGAAUCCCACCUGCGGAAGAUGCAGCAAGGCAGUUUAUCCCACCGAGAAAGUCAACUGCCUGGACAAGUACUGGCACAAAGGUUGUUUCAGCUGUGAGGUGUGUAAGAUGGCCCUGAGCAUGAACAACUACAAAGGCUUCGACAAGCGACCUUACUGCAGCAUGCAUUACCCUAAGACUUCCUUCACCAUCGUCACGGACACACCUGAGAACCUGAGACUCAAGCAACAGAGCAUGCUCAACAGUCAGGCUCUCUACAAGGAGGAGUUUGAGAAGAACAAAGGCAAAGGUUUCAGUGUGGUGACCGACACUCCCGAGAUGCAACGGCUGAAGAAGACUCAGGACCAGAUCAGCGACAUUAAGUACCACGAAGACUUCGAGAAGAGUCGAGUGCGAAGUGACGCGCCGCCUCCAGAAAACAGACAAGACGAACCAUCCAGCCAGGAGGCGACACAGCUUCCUGCUAUGGCGCCCUCUGGUGAAAAGGACUACCAGGCCCUGUACAGCUACACGGCGGCAGAGGCCGACGAGGUCUCCCUGCAGGAGGGCGACCUCAUCCGGGACGUGGAGCCCAUCGACGAGGGCUGGGUCUUCGGCAGCAACCAGCGCACCGGACAGCGAGGGAUGCUUCCCGCCAACUACGUGCGACCCCUGUGACCAGGACCAAGACCAGGACCAGUGUAGACCGCAGACAUCGCUUUUUCCAGGCUUCCUUUGUGUCCACAUGUCUAAAAUAUUUCUAUUAAACUUUGAGGCUAUUUUUAUUGACAAA